AUGCGUUGUAAUCCUUCUUUCUAUGCCAUCUUGCUUGGCCUGGCGGCUACUACCCAAGGCAGUAGUGAUCUCGCCAGCAACCUGAAGCGUGAGGCUACAGUUACUUCGAGCUUCAACCCCAAGAACGCGACGCUGGCUGAGUUCAACGCGCAUGCUCGCGAGGUAGCCCUUUCGCGAAUUGGAAAUUCAACUGUCUGUAACAAGGACAACGUGAGGGUUCGAAAGCUGUUCGAGAACCUCACCAGGAAUGAGAGGAUCUCUUACACAGAUUCCCUGAAGUGCCUCAUGGACUUGCCAGCCAAGACGCCGUCGGACCUUGCCCCUGGCGCCAAGUCGAGAUACGAUGACUGGGUCGUGACCCACAUCAACCAGACUCUGACCAUCCACUUGAAUGCCAACUUCCUUGGGUGGCAUCGAUGGUACAUCUGGGAGAUGGAGCGGGCCCUUCGUAGCGAUUGCGGUUACAAAGGCCCCUUUCCUUACUGGGACUGGACAAAAACGGAAAAGGAGACCUUUGAAAAGUCAGAGGUUUUUGACGGGUCCGCAACCUCGCUGUCAGGAAACGGCGCGCCACUGAACUACACAGACUCUGACGUGAUUGUUAUCAACUCUCAAUAUCCCAACAUGGAAGUUGUUUUCCCUCACGGUACCGGCGGAGGUUGUGUUACCAACGGGCCCUUCGCCAACAUCACCGUCAACCUCGGGCCUGUAGGGCUUGCUCUUGUAGGCAACAAGACCGAUACGUCUGGCGCGGGAUACAAGUACAACCCCCGCUGCCUCAAACGCGACUUGACCGACGAGAUUUUGCAUCGAUACGUUAAUGAGACGAGUGUCCUCACGCUCCUCCGCGACAGCAGCGACAUCUGGUGGUUCCAGACGAUAAUGUCGGGUGCGUGGGGUUCUCGCGACAUCGGAAUCCACCCCGGUGCCCACAACUCACUUGGCGGUGAUCCCGGUCGGGAUUUCUGGGUCAGUCCCGGAGAGCCAGCGUUCUGGGCUCACCAUGCGAAUAUAGAUCGGGUCUGGUGGAUGUGGCAGAUGCUGGACCCGGAGGUGCGAGCUGCAAACGUGUCGACCGCAGUGAAUGGGCCGAUCACGAUGUAUGACCUCUACGAGCCGCAUAAGAACGCAACCAUCUUUGACCUUCAGAAUCUAGGCUGGGUCGCUGAAGCACAGGAAGUGGCGCUGGAUAAGCCUAUCGGCCUAUCUAAACCAGGUUGUUGGGCUCAAAAGAAUUACAAACUUCCCACAUGGCUCUGCGAGUACUAUUUAGGGUUGAGGCCUGUGACUGAGGGGUUAAUAUUUAACCAUGUGGAUCAUCAAUUCUGCUUAUCCGGUGCCCAAAUCAGUCCCCGCGGACCAAAAACAUGUCGCGAUGGACAUCAACCUUGCAAAUACUACGUCUCGGCGAAGAAGCUCGCCAUACUUGCAGAUCAAUGCGAGCUUCCGAAAAUUAUCAUAUGCAUAUGUGAAAGUAUAAGACUAUGCUCGCGGUCACAUCCGAUUUCUCCCCGCCGCUGCUCCCAAUUGACAUACUGCCCCUAUCAGUCGAAAAUGGGCGUUAUCGCAACCUUGAAAAACAACAAGGUCGGGGCAGUGGUGGUGUCCGUCUUUGACUGGUACCCGUCGGAGUAUCCCAAAGAAGAAAGGAAACUUCUUCGCAAGCUUGAUCUCGCCAUCCUGUCUUCUGCCGCGUCAGUCUCGUUUAUUACCCGUCAAUAUACGGGGUCUUAUACUGACAGUGUGUUCAAGUUCCUCGGACAACAAAACAUCACCAACGCAUAUGUCUCUGGCAUGAGAGAAGACCUAAACGCAUUUGGAAACGAGUUGAACUACUAUGUCGUUGCUUAUAACACGGCGUACGUCUUGGGUCAGAUCCCAUUAAUGACGCUCCAGACAAAAGGCAAACUGGGAGAAGCUGACCAUGACAGGGCACCAUUCUUGCUUCCCUCACUCCAAAUACUUUGGGCCGUUAUCGCCUUUUGUCAGUCUGAGAUCCAACAUAGCUGGCAACUUUAUAUCUUGAGGGCCCUGACUGGGUUCCUCGAGGCAAGUUCGUUUGGCGGCACUCACCUCAUCCUUGGCUCGUGGUUCAAGAACGAAGAACUCUUCAAACGAGCGGGCGUAUGGUUCAUGGGCAAUUCACUCGGCUCCAUGUUCUCUGGAUACCUCCAAGCUGCUGCAUACCGAAACCUCAAUGGCGUCUUUGGGCGUGCUGGUUGGCGAUGGCUGUUUAUUGUGCAAGGCAUCAUCACGCUACCUCUGGCGUUUUUGGGAUUCGUAGUUUGGCCAGGAUUACCUACAUCGCCCAGAAGGUGGUACAUGACUGAAGAAGAGCAUGCUCUUGCUCUGAAGCGCAUACCGACCGUUGAGAAGGAGGGGAUCACAUGGAAGACGUUUAAGUACACCUUGAGCCGUCCCAUGUGGUGGAUUUGCGUCUCGUGCUACAUCUUCUUAUGCCAGGCGCAUUAUUGGACUGGUUACAUGGCCCUCUGGCUCCGUCACGCUGGCUACUCAAUCGAACUCGUCAAUAUCCUCCCAACGUUUAUCGACCUACUCCGCGCCAUCUCUUCCUGGCUUGGCACAACAUUGGCAGGCUGCCUCAGCCUUCGAGGACUAUGGACUUUCCAAGCAUCAUUCGUAUUCUUCGCCUGCAUUGUGCUAUCUAUAUGGACCGUGCCUGAUGGCCUGAAGUUCGUUGCCUUUUACUUCGGUGGCUUUUCUGGCAUGGCUUCGCCGAUUCUGUACUCGUGGGUCAACUCCACGCUGAAGGAAAACUACGGUGAACGGGGUCUCAUCAUCUCGUCUAUGAUGACACUGGGCUUUUGCAAUCAGAUUUGGAUCCCGCUCUUCACAUUUCCGACAGUUGAGGCACCAAGGUUUCCAAAUGGGUACCCAGCGGCGACGGUGUUUGAGUUUACCAUGUGGGCGAUCCUGAUGGGAGGAGUUUGGUAUAUGAAAAGGUGGAAGACCAAGCAUCCGGACCUCGAGAUGCGUCUGGCUGAACCCGAGAGCCUUGGCACAGCAAGUGGAUCAGAGUCAGGGGAUACAGGCAUGACUGACGCAAAGCGUACAAGGAAACACGUCGGAAGUCUAUAG
Messenger RNA from Fusarium oxysporum Fo47, 3099 nucleotides. RefSeq lists its product as uncharacterized. The record is from RefSeq and is a predicted model, not a curated record. Gene Ontology annotation, biological process: transmembrane transport. The transcript is spliced from 12 exons. Bases 1 to 3099 code for a protein of 1032 amino acids. NCBI's taxonomy places the organism in Eukaryota, Fungi, Ascomycota, Sordariomycetes, Hypocreales, Nectriaceae. Gene Ontology annotation, cellular component: membrane. Gene Ontology annotation, molecular function: oxidoreductase activity; transmembrane transporter activity.